UCGUGCACGUUUAGUUAACAGGUUUUCGUUUCUCCUUGCUUUAGUUUGGGACAUUUCAGAUCCGAAAUCACUGAAGCCUGUCGUGAAACUUGUGAUCCUGUGAUGUUGGACGGGAAGGCUUGGAACCGAGCUUGGUUCCACCUUUUGGUGUUCGCAUUAUGUGGACUCAUGGCUCACUGCCGGUCUCAAAGCAAAGGCUUUUCAAAGCAGCGGACUCUCUUUUUGGUUGGAAAAACUGGCUCUGGAAAGAGUGCAUCAGGAAACACCAUCUUGGGCCACUCAGCAUUUAGAGAAGACGCCUCGGCUGAAUCGGUGACAAAAACCUGUGAGAGACGAGAGAGACUGGAAGGUGACAGGAACAUGGUGGUGAUCGACUCCCCUGGAUUAUUUGACACAGAUAAAACACAAGCACAACUCAAAGAAGACAUUGAGAAGUGUGUUAAGCUGUCAGUUCCUGGGCCUCAUGCUUUUCUGUUAGUGAUAAACUUAAAGUCGAGAUUCACAAAAGAGGAAAAAGACACUGUGAAGUGGAUCCAGGAUAACUUUGGCUCUGCUGCUGCUUCUUACACCAUAGUCCUGUUCACUCAUUCUGACUUGCUGAGAGGUAAAUCUGUUGAGGUCUAUGUGGCAGAAAGCAAAGAACUACAAACUCUAAUAGACAGGUGUGGAGGAAGAUACCACUCGUUAAUCAAUGGGCAGAGUUCAGACAGACAACAGGUCACAGAACUUCUGGAUAAAAUAGAAGAAAUGGUUCAAAGAAAUGGGGGAGACCAUUACACCAAUAGUAUGUACAAAAAAGCCCAGAGGGAACUGGAGGAGGAGGAGUUAAGGGCGUGGUGGGAGGAAGAAGAGAGAAAAGAGAGGAAAAGGUGUAAACAUGAAUAUGAAGGAGAGCGACAGAGGGAUAGAGAGAAGAGGGAGAGAGAUGAAAAGUUCCGUUUUUGGUGUAAAUUAUUAAGUCAUACUGCCAAAGUAUUGAUGAUGACAAACUAUUUCUACCUUGUGAAAAUAGGAGGUGGUAUUGGUUUCCUCGUUGCUGACUGUGAACUCAUAGGCUAUGUAUUUUCUUAAAGCAGCAGAAAAUGUGUCUAAAUGAACCAAUAUAUACCGUUGAUCACAACAGUGAGUGAACUGUUUAGCAGUAAUCGAGCUGGUAGACGACGAUAUCUAAUUUACAGAAUACAGACACAUAAAAUCCACCCCUUGGAUGUCUAUUGUCAAUACGAACAAUUCAGGCUCUGUGUUUUGGGUUUCUCCUUCUUAGUUGUUUAUUUUUUUAAAUUCAUAUUAUUUUGUGCAUAUGAAAACAGUUGUCAUCAAUGAAAGUUAAUGAACAGUUAGUUAUCCAGACACAACUCAUGCACAGUUUAUGCUCUUCUGCAGAGACUGAAACAUGUUCACCAGUUUAGUGACAAGUUUGGCACAUCUCUGACUGAGAUGAAAAACUGUUUAUUUAUUAUUUAUUAAUUUUUGUAAAAAAUCUGACUACUGUCGUAAUCUUUUGCUGUCGUCUCUGUGAGUAAUUGAUAAGAUUAUAACAUUUCAUGUGAGAAAUUUUACACAUGAAAGCUGGAAAUAAUAUUACAUCUGUAUCAAGUGGAUUCCUAAAAAUGGGGGUGGUUUUCUGCUUAGCAACAACUUUCAAAAACAAAAACAAUGCACUAA
Poecilia latipinna (sailfin molly) is the source of this 1665-nucleotide messenger RNA. Its product is annotated as GTPase IMAP family member 7-like. The transcript has 3 exons. Gene Ontology annotation, molecular function: GTP binding. Lineage: Eukaryota; Metazoa; Chordata; Actinopteri; Cyprinodontiformes; Poeciliidae. The record is from RefSeq and is a predicted model, not a curated record. The coding region runs from base 103 to 1071 and encodes 322 amino acids.